This is a messenger RNA of Zootermopsis nevadensis, 1583 nucleotides long. RefSeq lists its product as uncharacterized. The record is from RefSeq and is a predicted model, not a curated record. Lineage: Eukaryota; Metazoa; Arthropoda; Insecta; Blattodea; Termopsidae.
AUCAACCGACAACAUCAAAAGUUCACACAGCAACAUGAAGAGGGAACAGUUGAUGUCUCAGGUGGCGGUACUGCUACUCGUGGUGCUGCCAGCAGUAUUGGCCAAAGUCGGGGAACCAGGAACCGGGAAGAGAGUCCCCAAGCAAGUGCACACCAAAGGAUCCGUGGUCGAUUCCGAUUCUGACCACAACGCCGCGGAGACAGGCUUUGGGGCCGCGGGUAUAGGAGGACACGGGAAAUAUUUCCAGGACUUCUACAUGCUGAAGUCCGGCCCAGAUCAGAUCGAGUUUGGGCAUGUGUGUGAGGACCCUCACGAAUGGCAGCAGCGCUACGAGAAGAAGGACCUAGCGAAGCAACGACAUCAGGGACAGGUCCGUUGGGGAGACAAGCAUGGAGGGUAUGGAGAGCAUUACUGGGACUACAACCACGCUGGACAUGGAGGAGAAGGUGGUGACGACGCAGGAAGUGACGGAGGUUACAGCGAGCCCGUGCCUCAAUACCACUCUGCCGGUGCCAAGGUGACGGCCAAGCGCCAAUCCCCUGAGACGUCCAGCAAGGAUGAUCAGCGUGUCAAGAGGCAGAAGAACAUCGACACACCGCGUCUUGUGUUCGAUGUUGCCACAGGGCAAGUGAUCGACGAGGAGACUGGACAGGUGUUCCUGCUUCAACCUGUCAACUAGACGACCCUCAUUCCUCCCGAAGGGGCAGAGACUUGCUGACUCAUAGCCCUGCUGCAUGCGUUAUUAUACAGAGUGGACAGUUUGUCGCUAAACCUGCCCCUGAUGGCUACCUCCUGUGCCGAAAAUCCGCCAGGUUUACAACGCUAGGGCCACGGGCAAACCGGGCACUCUUUAAAAAUACUCAGAAUUCAGAUCACUAACUUCGAAUCAGCAUCUUAAUUAUCCUUUCUCGAAAAUAAUUGUCUAGUUAAGAAUUCAUUAAGAUGGAUCUCCAUUCCUCUUAUACACUUUCGUGUGCCUGAACACAGGAUCACCUUUAACGUUGCCUAUUUAAGGACGCAUACAGCAGGCUCAAAACGAAAUUUGCAAGUCUCUGUAACUGAUUUUCACGUCAGGCCAGAAUGUGUACAUGAAAUUCAAGUGACGUUUUAGGUCUCAGCUGUCACUAGAUCUGUUCACACUGCAAGAAAACCGAGACCAACGAUAGAUUCACACAGUAAGAAAGUUAAGUUCAGACAUGAAUGGGAAUUCUUACGUAUAGGCUACAUAUUAACCGAGAUUCAUCUGAUCAGUUACUUGUACCCACUAAAGGGAGGUUUAGGUAACCUGUCGUUGAAAAGGUAUCCUACGAAAGCGCGAAAUCAUGAAGGAAACACUAUGGCCCCUUCCUGUGACGUGUUACACACAGCAACAGCCAUUGAAACUGAUGAGCUAAUCCUAAAUGUCAUGGGAACAUCAUUAUUAAUCUCUGCUUCUGUAAAGACAAACAAGUUUUGUCUAUCUAGAAUAGUUCUUUCAAAUAUGAGAUUACUUUUGUUAAACGAUAUUGUAUAUUUUAUAUAUUUUUUAGAGUUUGUUACGUUUUUACAACGAUUUUUGUUAAUAAAUAUAUGUUAUCGCUUAA